AGCAGCAACUUGAUCACAGCUGUGAUCCCAACUUGUUCCCAAAAUCUAGUAUUUUAUUUAAAUUCCGAUCAGAACGGGUAAGAACGAAUAUAUUAUACGCGACUUCUCGAAUCUUCCGCAGAUCCAUUGGCUCUCAAGCAACUCUCCUUCUUUUAAAGUCUACGCCUUCGUUCUUCCUCACAUUAAGAUUUCAAAUCCCCCUUUUUUGCGGCGGUUAACGUUUGCUGAUCGUUGCUCGGUUUCCGAGGAUCAAUCAUGACUCGCGGUAACCAGAGAGAGCGAGAUCGAGAAAGGGCUCAAGCCCGAGCGGGCAAAGGCAGCAAGAACAAGGACGAUGGCUUAACCCCAGAACAACGCCGUGAAAGAGAUGCAAAGGCCUUGCAAGAAAAGGCGGCAAAGAAGGCUGCGCAGGCGGCAGCUGGAGGGAACAAUGCUGGAGGCGGAAGUAAAACCAAGAAAUAAUUAUCCGAUGAUGUCAAAUUGUUAAUGAUUUUUUUAUGCUGGACGGUAAAGAUAGUGUUGUUUCGUUGACUGGGGAAUCAGAUCUAUGUGUUUCUUUUAGGGUUUUUCAGAGUCUGCCUAUGUCGUCUUAAGAUUAACAGACGUGUUUGCUUGAUUUGACAUUGAUCUUGACUCUUAAAUCUUCUAUCUGAUUUAUAUUGAAAUUGAUUUCCUAUGUAGCAUUUGUUCUUUUUGUUAAUUUUCUGUAAUUAUAAUCGAUUCCCCGUUAAUAGAACGCCAUUUCAUAAUUUUUAAUCA
Gossypium arboreum is the source of this 759-nucleotide messenger RNA. RefSeq lists its product as uncharacterized. The record is from RefSeq and is a predicted model, not a curated record. The transcript has 4 exons. NCBI's taxonomy places the organism in Eukaryota, Viridiplantae, Streptophyta, Magnoliopsida, Malvales, Malvaceae. The coding region runs from base 256 to 462 and encodes 68 amino acids.